AUGUACAAACUAGCUGAUUUCCGUACCAAUCCACCAGCACGCAACGAAAUGUACGAAAACCUCAAGGCUCGAAUCAUUAACGAAUUUGCCGAUAGCACACAAACCAAACUAACAAAACUCCUCAGCGACUUAUCACUCGGUGACCGCAAACCGUCACAGUUAUUAGCUGAAAUGCGGACAAGGGCAGCAGCUACACCGGUUCCAGACGAGCUCCUAAAGCAGUUAUGGCUCCGGAAUCUGCCUGAACUAAUACGCGCAAUUCUAUCCGCAGACGAGCACAUAACACUGGUCAACGCAGCAACGAUGGCCGAUCGUAUCAUGGUGGCUACUAAAGACAGCAACUCCUUCAUACACGCUGUUCAACAAAGCCCUCAGCAGACAGUAAACACACACCCACAGCAAAGUGCCUGCAAUGAACCUGCAAGUCAAGCCAUUCUAGAAAUGCAACGCCAGAUCAAUGCGCUCUCACGGAAUCUCCGAGACAUCAAAUGGCCACGCCGCGACAACCAACGAAGACCAACACCUACACGAUCGGGUUCACGAAGUCGCGAACACCACGACAGUGUGACAGCCCAAUAG
Bactrocera tryoni is the source of this 579-nucleotide messenger RNA. RefSeq lists its product as uncharacterized. The transcript has a single exon. Lineage: Eukaryota; Metazoa; Arthropoda; Insecta; Diptera; Tephritidae. The record is from RefSeq and is a predicted model, not a curated record. Bases 1 to 579 code for a protein of 192 amino acids.